Messenger RNA from Oppiella nova, 3648 nucleotides. The record is from the annotation of a GenBank genome assembly. NCBI's taxonomy places the organism in Eukaryota, Metazoa, Arthropoda, Arachnida, Sarcoptiformes, Oppiidae.
AUGGACAAAGUGGGCGAUCACGCCAUUGAUGUGAAAGUUGGUGGUUCUUCAGUGCCUAACUGUCCAUUCCUAGUGAAAGCAUACGAUUCGAAAAAUGUCCGCAUUUCGGAAAUAACGAGCGGAACAGUUGGAAAGCCUAUUUAUUUUUCAAUCGACGCGAGUGCUGCGGGUGCGGGUAAUCUGGAAAUAAUCGUUUCGGCGAACGGAAGGAAUGUUCCCAAUUAUGUUCAGUCAGAAGGAAACGCCAAAUUUAGGGUCAAUUUCAAGCCAACUGAGCCGAGCACUCAUGUGUUGAGCGUUAAAUUCAAUGGAGAGCCCGUCCCAGGAAGUCCAUAUUUAGUGAAAGUGGUGGACAGCACUCAAUCCAUAAUAUCGGGUCAGACACUGAGAAUGGCAUCGUUGGGAAAAGGGGUUGAAUUCACGGUCGAGAAUAGGAACGACGAGUGCUCUGAAUGUAAAGUUGUUGUCACGAGCCCUUCGGGUAAGAAAAUUGAUACAGAGGUGAGCCCACAGACCAAUGGAUUUCUGGUUCAAUUUAAACCCUUUGAAGUCGGACCCCAUCAGGUGCUCGUACUUUUGGAUGGGGUGACAGUUGCCGGCUCUCCAUUCAGUUGCAAUAUAUAUGAUGUGAAUAAAGUGAAUAUAUCUGGUUUUAAUUCAUGUUGUGUUGGGAAGCCAAUGACAUUCCAGGUCGACGCCUCACAAGCAGGAGAGGGAACACUAGAACUGGUGGUCACGACUCGCAAGUCUUCAGUCAGAGCUGAAGUGCUGAUGAAAAGCAGAGGUCUAUAUAACGUGACAUUUAUUCCCCAAGAGAUUGUUUCGCACUAUAUUAACAUCACUUUCAAUGAGGAGGACGUUCCCGGAAGUCCAUUCAAAAUUGAAGUUUUAGAUGAUAUUAAAGAUGCAAUGAAUGGCAAUACAAAUACUAAUACUAAAUCUGAAGAGAAGAGAAUGAAUGGAGGAUUAGUCGGAGUUUUAAAUACUCUGGAAUUUGAUGGAACCAAUUGUGACGAUAAGAUUGAAGCCAUAGUCACUGUCGGAGUUUUAAAUACUCUGGAAUUUGAUGGAACCAAUUGUGACGAUAAGAUUGAAGCCAUAGUCACUGGCCCUCAACAAACAAUUCUUGCGGCCACUGCUCUCAAGACAGGAGACAAUAAAAUAAGAUUAGAGUACAAACCACAGGAGAUAGGAAUGCAUAAAAUAGAGAUAUUCAGCGAUUCAAAGCCUGUCCUCAAGAAACCAUUCUUUAUCGGAGUUUGUGAUCCAAAUAGAGUUAAGAUAAAUGACUUAAACGACGGCGUCGUUGGUAGAGAACAACAGUUCAAAAUCGAUUCCUCGCGGGCCGGACGAGGAGUUCUUAGCGUUAGUAUUCUUUGCGGAGAAAAGGAAAUCCCUUUCAACAUCAAAGAGUUGGCUUCGGCAGUAUAUAUGGUGUCAUUUGUACCCCGAAUUGAUUUGUCUCAUAAAAUCGAUAUUCAAUAUAACGGCCAUUCAGUGCCAGGAUUUCCACAAACCAUAACAAUUCGAGAUCCGUCCCAAUCGAUUAUAGUUCACGGGAACGGUAUUAAGCGAUCCAUACCAGGAGAGAGCAGUACAUUCAUCAUAGAAACGGGUGGCUUUGCGUCGGCUAAAGACUUUGAUAUAAUAGUGACGGAUCCUAACGGGUCGCCACUUCCAGUUAAGUGCUAUCAACAGAAAAACGGCAGUCUUUUAGUUGAAUGGAAUCCAAUGCAAACCGGUCAUCAUAAGGUAGAUGUGUUGCAUUUGGACAAACCAGUGAUGGGAUCGCCCUUCAAAUGUGAUGCAUUCGAUGCCUCGAAAGUAAAACUCGAGAAAAUCAAACUCAAUAAUUUAAUUGUCAACAAAAAAGUCGUAUUCUCUCUAAUGCGACAAGAGGCCGGUUAUGCUGAGUUGGACGUCACUGUCACCAGUCCUUUGGGCAGACAUUUGCCAAUUGAAGUGAAGAGUAUGACUGAAGGCGAGGGAGAACUGAUUGAAUUUGUGCCAACCGUUGCGGGCAAAUACAAAAUAGCCAUAACUUAUGGAGGCAUUGAAGUGCCCAACAGUCCCAUCACAUUCAUAGCACAGGAGGGACUGUCGCCCAAAGUAGAAGGGAAUGGUCUGCACAACGGUAUAGUGAACGAACCGACCACUUUCACGGUGGACGCCUCAGGUAUUUAUGGCGAGCCUGAGGUCAGAGUGGACGGUCCGGACAGUGAGGCCGCCUGUAAUAUAGAGAAGGAAAACGAUAUAUUUCACAUUUCUCUUUGUGUCGGCGAAGAGAAAAGAAUAUCAUUUGAUAUAAGCGAAGGCGGCCCCGGAAAACUGAGCGCUAAGUUAAAGAAUCCGGACUCAAGUAUUGAUGACUUACCUGUUGAACAAACGGGAGGCCAUAAGUUUAGAAUAUGCUUUCGACCCAAAUCUGAAGGCGAAUUCCAAAUAUUCAUAUACUUCUCGGACUUAUUAUUACCACAAACUCCCAUUCAGGCCAUUGUUAGUGACAACUCUCAAACCUCAGAGUGUGCUACAGUUGUGCUCAGAGGACAUGGAUUAGCCGGUGCUCGAGUGGGCGAAGAGUCAGAAUUUACAAUCGAUGGAACAGAUGCUGGCAAUGGACAGCCAGAGGUGACACUGACUGGUGUUAAAGCGGAUAUUCCUGUAAAAGUGGCCCAAAUAAGUGCUAAAGUGUUCAAGGCUAUUUAUAUGCCAUCAAUUCAAGGAACAUACCUAUUGAAUGUAAUUUGGGGACAAAAGCAAGUCAAGGGAUGUCCACUAAAAGUGUCAAUCCUUCCGAGUUGUGACGCAAAACGAGUCAUUUGUUCCGGUGAUGGUCUGAAAGGCGGUUCAAUUGGAAAGGAAAUCAAAGCAUUUAUAGACACACGACGUGCCGGUCCAGGUGAACUCACAGCUCAUUGUGUGGGCGCACAUAAAAUCGCGUAUUGCGAGCUAUACGACCAAAUGGACGGUACGUUUACCCUACUUAUUAAACCACAAGAAGGUGGUAAACAUGUCUUAACAAUUAAAUAUGGUGGCGAACACAUCUCAGACUCUCCGUUCACAUUACGGAUUGCUGGGGCACCGGACGCUUCUAAGGUGCGAGUUAUCGGUCCGGGUAUUGAACACGGAGUCCUACCUCUCUAUCAAAGUAGGUUCAUAUGCGACACCAGAGGAGCCGGUGCCGGUCAGCUCACUGUUAGGAUUCGUGGACCAAAAGGCGCUUUCAGAGUAGAAAUGCAAAGAGAGAGUCAAAAAGACAGAACCAUUCUUUGCAAAUACGAUCCGACAGAACCGGGAGAUUAUAGGAUCGAAGUCAAGUGGUCUGGAGAGCACGUCCCGGGAUCACCAUUUGUGGUCAUGAUUUUUGAUACCCAGGAUGAGUUGACCCGGUAUAUAAUGGGACACUACGGCACUGCCAGCGGUGCCUCUUCUCUGCCACCACUCAAUGCCAUCGAAUGUCUCAAUAAUGGUAUGUCUUAUGGAACCAGUUUUGGAAGAAUGUCUUGGAGGGGAUCUACGGCUGAACUUUAAAUUUUACAUUCAAUACUUAAAUACUUAAUUUACAACAAUUUAUUGUUAUUUAAAAUUUUGUAUAUUUUUACAUUAUUUGAAGCAUUAUUUUACAUUAUUUGCAACCUUAACACACAA